Molecule: messenger RNA, 1470 nt
Organism: Bactrocera tryoni
Lineage: Eukaryota; Metazoa; Arthropoda; Insecta; Diptera; Tephritidae
Product: jerky protein homolog-like
Cellular component (GO): nucleus
Molecular function (GO): DNA binding
Source: RefSeq, a predicted model, not a curated record
CACGCUCGUUAAUGUGAACACUCUAUAGUUCGAACAUCCCAUAAUGUGAACAGACUUUUUUAUGCAUUGACUGCACUAUAAUGUGAACAAACCCAAAAGGUUCUAUAAUAUGAACAAAAGACGUUAAAGUAUUUGAAUGUAGUUUACACAGAUCUCAGCUAAUUCUGAAUUUGGAGAAUCCCCUAAUUGUAGAAUAAGACUCUCAUUUGUAUUGCAUGUAAUGCGUAGAAUACUUCAGUUGCAAUUUUGUAUUCGCGUGGAGUGUUUCGUUUUAGAUUUUCUGUUAAAAAUGAAUUCUAAAAAACACACGUUUUUGACAUUGAAGCAAAAAGCUGAUAUUCUCGAUUCUUUAAAAAGAGGCUCAUUUAUGACGUUCUUAGCAAAGAAAUAUAAUGUUGGUAAAUCAACAAUUUGUGGAAUCAAAGCAAAAAAACAAGUGAUUUUAAAGUUCGUGAACAACACAUACUCGGGACCUGAACAAAGAACUCUGCGUCCUUCAGAGCUGCCCAAAAUGGAGAAAGCUCUUCAUCGUUGGUUUAUCAAAAUGCGGAAUAAAAACUGGCCAGUAAGUGCCUUAAUGUUGAAAGAAAAGGCCAAAGUACUGCAUGCACAAGUAAAGGAAAAUUAAUCUAACUUCAACGCUAGUGAUGGAUGGCUUCAAGCAGCAUGGCUACAAAUAUCAGGCGAAAAACUGUCUUCGCUGCCUCAGCUCGUGGAUCCAUUUAAGGAAAAACUUAGAGCUAAAAUGGCCGAACUGGAGCUGUGUAACGACCAGUUAUAUAAUGCUGAUGAGUCAGGCUUAUUCUGGAAACUUCUGCCAGAAAAAACGUACGUGUCCAGUAUGGAAAAGAGAGCCCCAGGCGUUAAGUCGGAAAAGCAGCGAAUCACGUUUUUAUGUUGCUCAAACGCCACUGGAUCUCAUAAACUGAAACUUUUGGUAAUUGGAAAGGCAAAGAAUCCACGCUGCUUUAAAAACUUUCAAUGCCCCACAGACUAUAAGAGCUCAACCGCCUGGAUGACGUCGGCUGUUUUCAAGGAAUGGUUUCAUGAGCUCUUCGUUCCACAGGUAACGUCAUUUUUAAAGGAGAAAGGUUUGCCAAUUAAAGCUCUACUCCUAAUCGACAACGCUCCUUCUCACCCAAAUGAAGCUCAGCUGGCAACGGAGGAUGGACAAAUUUUGGCAAUGUUUAUGCCACUAAACGUUACUCCCCUCAUCCAACCAAUGGAUCAAAAUGCCAUAAAGAUCACAAAGUUGCAUUACAGAUAUAGUCUUUUAGCCUCAAUAGCAGCUACAAACUCCAAUUUACUCGAUUCGAUGAAAAAAAUUACUUUACGCUAUAAAUCUUUUGGAUGCCGAUUGGAGUCGUGUCAGCGAAGUAACAUUAGCUAAUUGCUGGAAAUAUAUUUUAAAUUUUAUGGCAGGUGAUGACGAUUCCGAAGAGAGUGUUCCGCUCGCAAUUUUAAAAGAAA